Molecule: messenger RNA, 2203 nt
Organism: Labrus mixtus (cuckoo wrasse)
Lineage: Eukaryota; Metazoa; Chordata; Actinopteri; Labriformes; Labridae
Gene: fhl3a
Product: four and a half LIM domains 3a
Exons: 6
Coding region: 277-1116 (279 amino acids)
Biological process (GO): actin cytoskeleton organization
Cellular component (GO): Z disc; nucleus; stress fiber
Molecular function (GO): transcription coregulator activity; actin binding
Source: RefSeq, a predicted model, not a curated record
UCAGUAGUAGGACAAAUGUAGCCGGCAAGCUGCAUCAUUCUCCGCCGCAGAGAUUUUGACUACUGUCAGAAGAGAUACAGAAAGUUUUCCAGCUGGAGGGCGACGCGCGUGAGCCGCCGGAGUAGCGAACUGAUCCAAAGUCCUGACCUGAGCGCGCGCGAGACAGAGAGAGAGAGAAAGAGAGAGAGAGAGAGAGAGAGAGAGGCGGUGAGCCCCAGUUGUUGCUGAAGGUGCCUCCAGACUUCAGAGAUUACUCCUGGUUUAGACAAUAUAACGAUGGCUGACCGUUUUGACUGUGACAACUGCAAGGAGUCCUUGUACGGCCGCAAGUACAUCCAGUCAGAUGACAGUCCCUACUGCAUCCCCUGUUACGACAGCCUCUUCUCCAACACGUGUGAGGAGUGCAAAGAACUGAUCGGGCAUGAUGCAAGGGAGCUCUUCUAUGAGGACCGACAUUAUCACGAGCACUGCUUCCGCUGUUUCCGCUGUGAUCGCUCGUUGGCGGACGAGCCUUUCACCAGCCAGGAUGAGGCCUUGCUCUGCAAUGACUGCUACUGCAACGAGUUCUCCUCCAAGUGUGUAGCCUGCGACAAGAUCGUCAUGCCAGGUUCGAGGAAGUUGGAGUAUUCAGGCUCUACCUGGCACGAGGACUGCUUCAUCUGUCACAGCUGCGAGCAGCCGAUUGGCUCAAAGUCCUUCAUCCCUGACAAGGAUGAACACUACUGUUUGCAGUGCUACGAGGACAAGUUCGCCCCCCGCUGCACGCGCUGUAAAAAGACCCUGGCUAAAGGUGGCGUGACCUAUCGGGACGAGCCGUGGCAUAAGGAGUGUUUUGUGUGCACCAGCUGUAAGACGCAGCUGGCAGGUCAACACUUCACCUCCCGAGACGACAGCCCGUACUGCCUCAAGUGCUUCGGCAGCCUGUACUCCAAGAAGUGCGAGGCCUGCAGCAAGCCAAUCACAGGUUUUGGAGGAGGAAAGUACAUCUCUUUUGAGGAUCGCCAGUGGCAUCAGCCGUGCUUCACCUGUUCCCAGUGCUCCGUUACGCUGGUGGGAGCCGGCUUUUUCCCUGAUGGUGACAGGAUCCUGUGUCGCGACUGCAACACUAACCUAUAGAGCCGUAAAUGACCACAAUAUCAACUUUUUAUCCCCGCAAUUUCAAGAACCCCAAAGUCAUUACCGAGGAAGGUAACACAUGCUAACAUAACGCUGCCUCAGGUUGUUUUUAUAUAAAGAGUUCAGUUACUCGUGGUCCCUCUUAUGGUCAGAUUUACAUCCAACGUUGGUGUGCAAAAAUCCUGUUCGAAUGCUGCAUUUUCUGAAUCAACCCUUCCCAAAAAGUUAACUAUAUUCUGAAAGAAAGUUAAUUAUGUGCCUUAAGGAUAACAUUACUUAAAUGUUAUGUGCUAUUAAACCAAAGAACUGCAAAAUGCUAGCCACUUUGCUAAAAAAAAAACUCCUUACUAUUUUGUAUGAAAAGUUUCCUCACCAAUCACUGAUACUGUACAGUAUGUGAACCUAACUGUGUAAUCAGAGUGUGGUACUGUGGCUCUCUGCUCGUAUAACUGCAGUUUAAAGUGUUUUGAUACAAGUAUUUCAGACUGUAAAAGCAAGUUUUCUGAUAUGUUUCAGUUAGGUAGAAAGUCUAGAUGUUUUUAUCAGUAAAGUCAUUUGCACUUUGGAUAAUCAUGUUAUGAGCACAUAAUAUAAUGGGUAUAAAAAACAUGGCACACAGACCGCUUAUAAUGUCAUGUAUCUGCUUUUUUAACUUUGCAAAGACACUUAUUUUUACCCAAUGUUUUCUCUCAUUUCUUUCUUUUUUAUUUGUUGUAAUUAAUCUCCUUUUUUCACCAUUGCUCAAAGAGUCAGCAUUUAUAACCCAAAAGAAGCUGAAAUUAAAUACUGUACUUGUAUAUUGCAGGAGUAUGCAUGUCUUUGUCUGUCAUGAUUUCCCUUCAUUCAUUUGUUUAACGCUGUUUUCUGUGCGUUUUUUUCCAUUGUUUGUAACAUUUGUGAAAAUUAUACAAAAAAAAAAACUAUUUCAUUGUUUCAGCUUUGAUGCUGGUGAGUCAGAGUUGGCAAACAUACAAUUAAAAAUGGAAAUUAAGGCGAUUACAGUAUGAACUUACGAUGAGAAAGAUGUGGCUAAGUACAACAUGUUUAGCUUUCCUUGUGAAGUCUUAAUAAAUUAACACUGACCGAU